This is a messenger RNA of Dipodomys spectabilis (banner-tailed kangaroo rat), 662 nucleotides long. RefSeq names its product chromosome unknown C11orf87 homolog (gene CUNH11orf87). The transcript has a single exon. The coding region runs from base 39 to 638 and encodes 199 amino acids. The record is from RefSeq and is a predicted model, not a curated record. Lineage: Eukaryota; Metazoa; Chordata; Mammalia; Rodentia; Heteromyidae.
GCAGCUCGGCGGGCCCGGCCCCCCCCAGCCCAGCGCCCAUGAGUGCCCGGGCGCCCAAAGAGCUGCGGCUGGCGCUGCCGCCUUGCCUCCUCAACCGGACCUUCGCGUCCCCCAACGCCAGCGGCGGCGGCGGAGGCGCGGGGGGCCGCGGCCCGGGCGCGGGGGGCGGCGGCGCGUGCGUCACGCAGGUGGGACCGCAGCUCUUCCAGUCCUUCUCGUCCACGCUGGUGCUGAUCGUCCUGGUCACGCUCAUCUUCUGCCUCCUCGUGCUGUCCCUCUCUACCUUCCACCUCCACAAGCGCAGGAUGAAGAAGCGGAAGAUGCAGAGGGCUCAGGAGGAGUACGAGAGAGAUCACUGCAGUGGCCGCCGCGCCAGUGGGCGGCUGCCCCGGCCGGGUGGGCAGACCCCGAUCCAAGGGAAAGAAAACCGGCUGGAGAGACAGCCCCGAGACUCUGCCCCGUGCGCGCCCUCGAACGCCACCGCCGCGGGGCCUGGCCUGGCGGCCCCGGGGCCCUGCGCGGCGCCUCCACCUCCGCUUCCAACCCCCAGCCCGCAGGCGGCGCACGCAGCCUCCUCCUCCUCCUCCUGUUCGGACACCGCUGGCGAGGGCCUUUUACAAACGGUGGUACUGUCCUGAUUGUCCCACCCCGCCUCUUCACCC